AUGGCUGAUUCGGAUUUCGAAGAUGGUCCCGAUCUAUUCGCCGAGCCGGAAGAUUAUUAUCCUCCAUCACCGAAACCAACCACAGAAACCCAUACGUUACUUUCCGGUCAGACACUUACUCUUCAUCUGGUCGGUCACAAUCCACUUUGGGGUCAUCAUCUGUGGAAUGCGGGUCGCAUAAUAUCCAACUAUCUGGAAAAGAGUCCUUCUCUAAUUACUUCCAAAUCAGUAUUAGAGCUUGGUGCAGGCGCAGGUCUUCCAAGUCUUACUUGUGCCUCUCUACGUGCCAAAAAUGUUGUGGUUACGGAUUAUCCAGAUUCGGACCUCAUCGAUAAUCUCAGAAAGAACAUUUCGGUAUUCUAUGAGCAAUUCCCUGAACUGAGAGUAAAUGACAAGGAAAGCCUGGUUGCUGAAGGUUAUUGCUGGGGCGCUGAUCCAUCUCCGUUGCUCUCACUUUUACCUUUAGAAGAAAAGGAGGCUGGCUUCGACGUAUUGAUACUCGCGGAUCUUCUCUUCAAUCAUUCCGAGCACGCAAAGCUGUUGGAUUCUAUUAAGAAGACUCUGAGAAAGAGUAAGGAUUCUACGGCCUUGGUAUUCUUUACCCCAUAUCGACCCUGGUUAUUGGAAAAAGAUAUGGCAUUCUUUGACUUGGUACGAGAGGGAGGUAUGACUGUUGAGAAGGUCUUAGAAGAGAAGAUGGAGAAAGUAAUGUUCGAAAAGGACAGAGGAGACGAAGAAUUGAGAAGGACAGUUUUUGGUUUCGUUGUGAAAUGGGCUGAGGAAGAUAGUAGUUGA
Botrytis deweyae is the source of this 795-nucleotide messenger RNA. RefSeq lists its product as uncharacterized. Gene Ontology annotation, molecular function: protein-lysine N-methyltransferase activity. Gene Ontology annotation, biological process: peptidyl-lysine dimethylation. NCBI's taxonomy places the organism in Eukaryota, Fungi, Ascomycota, Leotiomycetes, Helotiales, Sclerotiniaceae. The record is from RefSeq and is a predicted model, not a curated record. The transcript has a single exon. The coding region runs from base 1 to 795 and encodes 264 amino acids.